GUUGGACGGGUCGCUCAUGCCGACCCUCGCCGCUCUCUAUGGUACCUGGGAGGAGCGGAGGGGGUGGUGCCGGGUUGCCGGCUCGGGUCCCACAGUCUCGCCAGUUUAAGCUGCGGACACCAUGGCGGCUCCGAAAGAGAAUGUCAGUUUACUGUUUAAAUUGUACUGCUUGACGGUGAUGACCCUGGUGGCUGCAACGUACACUGUAGCUUUACGAUACACGAGAAUAGCAGAAACAGAACUCUACUUUGCAACCACAGCUGUGUGCAUCACAGAAGUUAUCAAGUUAUUCCUAAGUGUGGGUAUUUUGGCCAAAGAAACUGGAAGCCUGGGUAGGUUGAUGACGUCUUUAAGAGAAAAUGUAUUAGGCAGCCCUAAGGAAUUGCUAAAAUUAAGUGUUCCAUCUGUGGUGUAUGCGGUCCAAAACAACAUGGCUUUCUUGGCUCUUAGCAAUUUGGAUGCAGCAGUCUACCAGGUGACAUAUCAGUUGAAGAUCCCGUGCACAGCCUUAUGUACGGUCUUAAUGUUAAACCGUUCCCUCAGUAAAUUGCAGUGGUUCUCAGUCUUUAUGUUGUGUUGUGGAGUCACACUUGUUCAGUGGAAACCUGCUCAGGUUACAAAAGUACAGAUGGAGCAGAAUCCGUGGUUAGGGUUUGGCGCUAUAGCUAUUGCUGUACUAUGUUCAGGAUUUGCAGGAGUCUAUUUUGAAAAGGUAUUAAAGAGUUCAGAUACUUCCCUAUGGGUGAGGAACAUUCAGAUGUACUUGUCUGGGAUUGUGGUGACUUUAGUUGGUGUUUACAUGUCAGAAGGAGCUCAAGUUCUCGAGAAAGGAUUUUUCUAUGGCUACACAUAUUAUGUUGGGUUUGUCAUCUUGCUUGCCAGUGUUGGAGGCCUCUACACUUCUGUUGUUGUUAAAUACACAGACAACAUUAUGAAAGGAUUUUCUGCAGCAGCAGCCAUUGUCCUUUCUACUGUUGCAUCAGUGAUGCUGUUUGGUUUACAGAUCACUGUAAGCUUUGCUCUCGGUGCUCUCCUUGUUUGUAUUUCUAUAUACCUGUAUGGAUUACCUCGACAAGACACCACAAAAAUCCAGCCACUGUUAGAGACAGUGAGUUCAAAAGAGAAACUUAUUCAUAUGUGAUGUUUGCUAUAACAAAGGACAAGAGACACUGCAAAGGAAAGACUUAGGAGGAAAAACUUGUUUUUAAUUGGCCUUAAACUAGUCAUGAAAAGACUUAACUUGGACAGAAUAAAAAGCAGCAGUUAAUUCUGCAAGGAAGUGAAGGGUUUUCAUUGGAUGAUACAGACUCUCCAUUAUUGCCAAGCUCCUGAAGAAGCUAGUUCAUGUAAGGCAUGUUCCUUUCAUGUUGGACUGUGAGGAGCCCACCUACCCGGAAUGAAGAACGAAGGAAUUGAACCUUCUGUUGUAUAUAAAAGAGGGACAUUCUCUCCGGCUGUAUUGAAUUGACUGUAUUGAAUUGACUGUAUUGUGCCAUUUAUGGGCAGAAAUGCUCAAAGGCUCUGUCUAAAAGAUAUCUCAUUGCCAAAGCUGCUCCUUGCACUCAUUUGGCUCCAGAAUUCUGAAAAUGUUGGUCUGCUUACCCAAAUGUAGGGAAAGAAGAACCUUUCCUUUGACUAAUAGGUGUAUCAUCUUGAAUACCAACUGGUUGCUGAGCUCACACCCUCUUUAGGUAAAUUAACUGUUAAUAAUAGGUAAGGCUACGAUUAUGUCACGGAAUCCGUGACUUCCAUUGACCUCUGUUACAUUUUCUGCCCUUGGCCUCACAGCUCCCAGCUGCCAACCUGGUGGGGGACCCUCAGCAGCUACCCAGCCACGGUGGGCGGCCGGCGGGACCCCGCGCACCUGCCGAGCCGCAGCAGGCACGCCCCACACCUGCCCAACUGCGGCCAGCGGCUGGAGGACUCUGCAGCUACCAGGUGCCCCGGGCAAGGGGAUCCCACAGCAGCCCAGCCCCAGGGGCAGGGAUACCCUGGAGCUCCCAUGCACUGCAGCAGUGGGUGCUGAACCCACCUACCCCUUUUGUCAAGGAUAUUUUUAGUGAAAGUCAGGGACAGGUCAUGGGAAUUCACGGCAGCCCCUGACCUGUUCUUGACUUCUACUAAAAAUAUCCCAGAUAAAAACUUAGUCUUACUAAUAGGAUGAAUGUGAGCAAGAGUGGACUGUCGAAAGGAAAAAACUACUAUCAUAAUAACUUCGUCUAUAUUGAACAUCUUUUAGUCACUAAGUACAAUUGUUGCUUUCAGUCACAGUGGAACACACCUGUUACAAUGUACAAGUACAUUUUUCAUUGAGUAACUUUUAAAAUGUGAAGAUGUUUGUAUCUUUUAUAAAACUAUUGUAAAAUGUC
Mauremys reevesii (Reeves's turtle) is the source of this 2369-nucleotide messenger RNA. It is a transcript of the gene SLC35A1, whose product is annotated as solute carrier family 35 member A1. Gene Ontology annotation, biological process: pyrimidine nucleotide-sugar transmembrane transport. The record is from RefSeq and is a predicted model, not a curated record. NCBI's taxonomy places the organism in Eukaryota, Metazoa, Chordata, Testudines, Geoemydidae. The coding region runs from base 122 to 1141 and encodes 339 amino acids. Gene Ontology annotation, cellular component: Golgi membrane. Gene Ontology annotation, molecular function: pyrimidine nucleotide-sugar transmembrane transporter activity. The transcript has 8 exons.